Molecule: messenger RNA, 1710 nt
Organism: Felis catus (domestic cat)
Lineage: Eukaryota; Metazoa; Chordata; Mammalia; Carnivora; Felidae
Product: serine/arginine repetitive matrix protein 2-like
Exons: 11
Coding region: 1-1365 (454 amino acids)
Source: RefSeq, a predicted model, not a curated record
AUGGGCGAUACAGCUGCCCAGAGACCACAGUCAACGCGGCGGCGGCUCCGGCGGCUCCUCACCGGAAGCGCGCGGCGGCGGCGGCGGAGGCGACUCACCGGAGGCGCGAGCGGCGGCGGCUCCUCACCGGAACGCGGCGGCGGCGGCGGCUCCUCACCUAAAGCGCGGCGGCGGCUCCGGCGGCUCCUCACCGGAAGCGCGCGGCGGCGGCGGAGGCGACUCACCGGAGGCGCGAGCGGCGGCGGCUCCUCACCGGAAGCGCGGCGGCGGCGGCGCGCGGCGGCGGCUCCGGCGGCUCCUCACCGGAAGCGCGCGGCGGCGGCGGAGGCGACUCACCGGAGGCGCGGCGGCGGCGGCGGCUCCUCACCGGAAGCGCGGCGGCGGCGGCGGCGGCUCCUCACCGGAAGCGCGGCGGCGGCGGCGGCUCCUCACCGGAAGCGCGGCUCACCGGAGGCGCGGCCUGACGUAACCGGGCGCUCGGCCCGCCGAACGCGGCUGACGCUGCGCAGCCAGAGAGCAGGCACCGCCGCCGCCUGGGCUUGGAACGCAGCGCGCGCGGCCAUGGCCUCCGGCGCCGCAGCUAAGCGGGCGCAGGGCGAGCGGGCGGCGGGACGGCAGCCCCGGCCCCGGCCCCAGCGCUGGGCUGACCGUGUGCCCCCUCGUCUCGUCCCACAGAGGCGGACCCUCGACAGAGGCUGCUGCGCACCGUCAAGAAGGAGUCACCGUAAGUUCCCGGUGAGGAAUCCGAGUUUUCAAAGACUGGGUAGAAUCUACGGAGGAGAUAAGAAUGCUGAGGAAGACUCUAUAACCAGCAGCUCUGAGAUGAAGAUCUGGAUCCUAGUGCAGAUCAACUCAGAAUGUCAAAGGAAGGAACAGCAAAGUCAGCGAUGGAAGCAAAGGAAGAUGGUGUUGGUAUUAUUGAAAAUAUGCCACCAGAGCAAACAGUUUAAUGACAGUGUGACUUCUGCUGGUGGAGUGCAUAAAAAUUACAGAAGUGAUAUGAUGUUAGCAUUAGAAUUAGGAGAAGAGGAAGAUGUAGAAUCACCUUCUCUUCCUGAGUAUCAAGUUCCAUUAAAGGUUGAAGAAAAAAAGAAGCACAGAGGAAGUGACAUGGAAGUAUCAGAAAACAUACAUGGUGCUGUGGCUGCUGGAUUAAUUCCACAAAGACAGAAUGGAAAAACUGAUAACCAUCGAUUGGCUAUUACAGAAAAUAAAGAUUCUGAUAGUCUGCUUCCUGCUCCACCGCUGCAGCCAGCGUUCACCGUCGAGGCCAAGGACAAUGUCACCACAGUCUUUGUUCUGAACUUGAUUUCAUUUGUCUCUCCUUUUUGCUCCUGUACCAUUUUCCGGGUGCCUUUCCUGUAGUCCUCAUCCCCCUCAUAUUUAUUUCUGUAUCUCUGUAGUUUGACUGGCCAACUCUUCCCAAUUAUAAAUGCUUUGAUGUACGGAAAUGUCUCUCACUUACCUUCAUGUCCCUUAUGGCACCUGUUACCGGGACUUAACACACAGAAGAUGCUCAGUAAAUAAGUAUCUAACUGGAGGAAGGGGGAAACUCUGCUAGAAUAAAGGAAGCCAAUCAUUUUUACCUGAACUUUUUUUAAAAAUUCUCUUUGAAUGUUUAUUUAGUUUUGACAGAGAGAGAGAGAGAGAGAGAGAGAGAGAGAGAGAGAAUGAGCGGGGGAGGGGCAGAGAGAGGGUGAGACACAGAAU